Messenger RNA from Fusarium sp. VM40, 3876 nucleotides. Lineage: Eukaryota; Fungi; Ascomycota; Sordariomycetes; Hypocreales; Nectriaceae. The record is from the annotation of a GenBank genome assembly.
AUGGACGCCCAGACCACAACAGCCGAACCUCAUCCUUAUCCUUCUAGUCCUUGGACAUCAGCCUCGACGAUAUCCUCGAGCACACCGAAUCCGACGACACCAUCGGCGACAAGUACUCAUAGCGCUUCCGCCGUCGAAGGCUCCUUCUUCCCCGACCCGUCCGCCACACAAUUCCACUCACAUCUCGACUUCCUCCCCUUUCUCCUCCCUCAGCAGUCCAACAUUUACCACGCUCAACUCCUCCACUACAAUAAGCUCAUUUCCCCCUCACGAGGCGGCGGCCUGCAGACACCGCCACUCCCUCCCGUCAUCUCUGCUCCUCACAUUCAGGCAGCGCCUCGGUCGCGAUCUUCCAGCAAGGUGUCGCUAAGGGACGCCUCCGCCGCCAAGGGGAGCCAUGGGAGCAGGUCACAUCAGAAUUUAGACAAGAGUCGCUCGGUUGUAACCUCCAAAGAGGUUCCGCUCAACAAAAUGUCUUCCAAGCAGGCCGCCGACUCAUCGAGGCCUUUACCCCGACGAUCCGCGCCUUCGGCUCAGUCCCACUCUAGUUCAGUGCCCUCGACGCCUCACCAGCACGCUCGGCAAUUUUCAUUUGAAGACCGCGAGCCGUCACCCACGGGGACGAAUAACCACUCUCCGCGAUCCGCGUAUUCUGAGACAAAUAGCACAUUACCUGCACUUCGCCCUUUACCGCCACGACUAGGAGGCUGCAAAUACGAGACUAGCCUGUUAAAUACUAGGAGGAGAAUACCGUAUAAUGUCGGCAAUGAUCGUCUGGAAAAGCUGGACUUGCGGACGGUCAAGAACAAGUUGACCGAGGAUGAGGAGCGAAAGUUGGCAACGGAUAUGAGAGAGGUUUUUGAUCGACUUCUCCCUACCGCUACCGUUGAGGAGAACCGAAAGAAACUGGUGUCGAAGCUUGAAAACAUGUUCAAUGACGAGUGGCCAGGGCACGACAUUCGUGUGAAUCUUUUCGGCUCUUCUGGUAAUCUUCUUUGUUCGGAUGAUUCUGAUGUGGACAUCUGCAUCACAACCUCGUGGCACGAAUUGGAGGGUGUCUGCAUGAUCGCCAACCUCCUAGCGAAGCGAGGCAUGGAAAAGGUUGUUUGCAUUUCGGCUGCCAAGGUGCCUAUUGUCAAGAUCUGGGAUCCUGAGCUGGGCCUUGCCUGCGACAUGAAUGUCAACAACACUCUCGCUCUUGAGAAUACGCGCAUGGUUCGAACAUAUAUCGAUAUCGACCCCCGAGUUCGCGAGCUUGCCAUGAUUAUAAAAUACUGGACACGGAGGAGAAUAGUCAAUGAUGCGGCGUUUGGUGGCACAUUGAGUUCCUACACAUGGAUUUGCUUGAUCAUCGCGUUCCUGCAGCUACGCAGCCCUCCCGUUCUUCCCGCAUUGCAUCAAUCCCCGCACAAGUUGCCCAAACCCGACGGUACCACCCCCGAUUUUGCGGACGAUAUCGAGAAGCUAGCUGGUUAUGGAAACAAGAACAAGUCGUCCUCCGCGGAGCUUUUGUUCCAGUUCUUUCGCUUCUACGCCCACGAAUUUGACUACGAUAAGCACGUAAUCUCGGUGCGACAAGGCAAACUGGUCACGAAGCAGGACAAGAAGUGGCAUUACGCGAUCAACAAUCAGCUCUGUGUUGAAGAGCCCUUCAAUACCUCUCGCAAUCUGGGAAACACGGCCGAUGAAUAUUCUUUCCGAGGGUUACAUAUGGAGUUACGCCGGGCGUUCGACCUGAUAUCAGUAGCGAAGUUUGAGGAAGCUUGCGAGCAGUACGUGUUCCCUAAAGAGGAGGAAAGAGUAUGGUCUCGACCAGCACCACAACCACGACCUGUGUUGUUGCGCAGCUCCUCGCAGACACAUUCCGGCCGGGGAGGUCGUGGAAAUCAUCGCGGCGGCGGCGGAAGACAUAACAACAACUACCGGGGCGGCAACUCGAAUCGGCGCUCUUCCGCGGGCGUUCCACAAUUUGAUGCCAACAGCAACAACAAUAAUAUGUUUAUGCAACCGGUUAACAUGGCGCAGGAUCUGCAGUGGUACCAAAACCAACAGUUUCAGUUUCAGCAGUACGCACAACAGGAUAUCAUGACCCAAAUGGCGUUGCACCAAGAGAAUAUGAGACUCCUAUAUGCCACUCAGUCACCAGCAUUUAUGCAGCAUCAGGCCCAGGCCCAAGCGCAAGCGCAAGCCCAGGCAAUGGGUCAGCAGCAGCAGCAACAGCAAAGGAUGUCAACGAGUCCAGCAUCUGGCCAGCAGCAGCCCCAACAGACAUCGGAUCGUUCUAGAACAAAUUCGUUUGACAACCCGCCGCUUAGCGCCCCUUUGCGACCAGAUAUUUAUUCCUUGUACAUGGGUUUAGGAACGUCUUUCUUCCCUCAAGCGGGUGCAAGUUAUGGCACGUAUCCUUCGUCUCCCGCUAGUACUACAGGCGCCACCCAAGAUUUCCGCCGCCCUCUUCAGCGAAACGGUUUAAAUAACGAAACAGGUGUUCCAGGGACCAACAGCUCCCUUCGUUCACAUUCGCAACCCGCCGCUCGAACCCCGUCUGCGUCGCAAGCAGCUUCCGGUUAUAUCGGUGCCCAGUCUUUCAGUGGUACUAGCCACUCCCGAGGCGUAAACUGCAAUCCAAUUCCUAGCUUCAUGUCCGAUGAUACAGAUUUCGACGAGACGCCAAAGGCUACAGACUCCCCGCAGUCGGAAGAGGGCAAGUAUUCCGUCUACUUGUCAGAGAGUCCUAGUCCCAGCAAGCAACCUCAGCAGCCCCAAUUGGCUUCCAAUGGUCUUGCUUUCGGAGAUCUUUCAGGCCAGACUUCAAGCCCCGGGCGACGACGACUCUCAACCGAUCAGCUGCCGCAGACAAUCCUGGACCGCCGAAUGAAGCGAACAUCGCGAUCGCCCUCGCCUUUAGGUCAUGCCCGAAAUUUCACAGCCACUGCGUCGUCGGCUCCUUUAUCACAGGGCCCCUUCCCUGGAAGCCAGAACAAGAAUCUUUCGCGUCCUUUGGUUGUCAAUGGAUCAAAUUUGAAGACAAGCGUAACACCAAGCCCACGUCAAGCACCUUCUGGCACAGGCAGCACUGCAUCAAAUGAGUCAGCUACUAUUGACAACUCCCUGCAGAUUCAUGCUAUGAACGGUGUGCCUAGUUAUCCCGUCGAUGGACCUGUCAUGCCGCAGGUUGCGCCAGAAGCAAUGAUGACCCAACAAGGUACUUUUGCUCCGGUUCCUGUGGUGGCCAAUGGAUCCACUGCAAUCACGAAUGGUGUCCCAGUCAUGGCUGCAGCUCCCUCAGCCACAGAUGACCCCUCAUUCCGCGAGCGCAUCGCGAUGAUGAACGCUUACUACAUGAAUUCUCCUCACCUAGUCCAGGAUCCAAUAGUUACCGGAAACUCUCGCCUGUCUCCUUCGACUCGACAGCGUUUGAUGUCGCGUCAGAAUCAAAAUGGAGUAAUUGCUCCCCUCGAUCUCGCCAUAGCUGAAAACCGCAUAGACCGACCUGUUGGACAGGACUUUGCUCAUCUUUCACCGGUAUACGAGACUCGUACUCCUUCCCCUACGGUUCUUCGAAAGGAUGGACCCUGGAGGUCGGAUAAGCAGAACAGCCCCAAGUCGGGGCGAGGAGAGGGGCCCAAGGCUGGUCAGAAGACUGAAGAACGAGGUCAUGAUCAUCAGGAGGGCACAAAGCCCCAGAAGAACCAAAAGUCGGGUUCUCAGAAAGCCAAUGGUGCUCGAGAAAACGGCCAUGUUCGUGGAGCUAAAAGCGAAAGCGACAAUGGUUGGCAAAAGGCUACCAAGGGCAAGAAAAAGGGUGCGAACAACAGCAACGGACAAAACAGCGAGCAGCCUCCCAAGCACGAAUCUGAACGCAAGGGCGGUUGA